AUGGAGAACAAUGAUAUAAACACGGAUCCCGCUGGCGAUCCUCCCAGAUCCCCUUUUAAGUUGAAACCGUCCGCUCGACUUGGUCGCAAAGAUAGUGAUGUUAAAACGAGCAAGAAAAUUGGUCACCGUCGUGUAACUGAUCAGGGAACCGUCACAUAUAAGAAGACUCCUACUUCGGAGAUUCAACGGGCCAUUCAAUUAGGCAUCCAGCACAGCAUUGGCACUCUCCAGCAAAAGCAAGUUCGUGAUGUUCUCUUUCGAGAUUUCGAAGUGGUUGAGACUGUGGACUUUCCUCGAUCCGGCACCAAAAUGACGCCUGCUCAUGGGCUCUCCGAUUUUCGUUUUCGAACAUUCGCGCCCGUCGCCUUUCGUUCAUUUCGCGACCAAUUCCAAUUGGACAUUCGGGACUAUUUGCAUUCCCUGUGCUCUCAGGAGCUUCGUGAACUUUCCAAUCCCGGUGCCAGCGGAUCUAUUUUUUACAUCUCUGCAGACGAUGAGUUCAUCAUCAAGACUGUUCAACACAAAGAGGCUAAUUUCCUUCAGAAACUUCUUCCUGAGUACUACAUGAAUCUGGUGCAACAUACACGAACCUUGCUACCCAAAUUUUACGGUCUUCAUUGUUAUCAGAGUUCGGGGAAGAACAUCCGUUUUGUUGUGAUGAACAAUCUGCUACCCUCGUCGGUGAAGAUGCAUGAACGCUACGAUCUUAAAGGUUCCUCAUAUAAGCGAAAGGCCAAUGAACGCGAAUUAGCCAAGGCAUCUCCCACCCUCAAAGACCUUGACUUCAAGGAGAGACAUCCAAACGGCAUUUGGCUGGAAGCUGAUACUUACGAUGCCUUGAUGAAGACCAUUGAACGCGACUGCAGGGUGCUUGAAUCCUUUCAAAUCAUGGACUACUCUCUCCUCCUUGGAGUUCAUAACUUUGACCGAGCGGAGCGGGAUAGGCAAAAUAGGAAGAACGAGCGAUCGUCGGAUAAUGGUAUGGUCGCCAAUGUGAUAUCGGGAGUUGGAGGUACAGAGCAGAAUCGAGGCGCGCUUAUGUCAUCCGGGACCUCGAAAAGGCGGAGCGACGGUGAUGCCGUGGAUCGGGGGCGUCGCUCUACCUCCCCUUUCGCCUCCAAUGCAUUCCGCUCUCGUUCGGGUAAUAAACGCCUCACCGCUUACUCCACCGCCAUGGAGUCCAUCGAGGCCAAGACCGAACCUGUAGAAAUCGAGCCCACCGACUCUGAGAGGGCCACGCUACUCGGUGGUCUACCCGCACGCAGUUAUUCCGGUGACCGGCUGUUCCUCUUCAUUGGCAUAAUUGACAUCCUUCAGAGCUACCGAAUGGUAAAGAAAAUGGAGCAUACCAUCAAAUCUGUUGUUAUCGAUUCGGAGACUGUAUCUGUGACGAAUCCCAGUUUCUACGCCAAACGUUUCCAAAAUACUUUGGGCAAUUGUAUAUUCCGAAGAACUCCUUACCUGGAUCCACCGCAAUUGUUUGGCCCCAAAGCUAGGCGGUUUCGACGUUUGGCUCAUCUAGGUUCUAAAGUUUUUUUCCUCUUGUUCAGAUCCCCUAGUAAUGAAACCGCUUCUUCAGUUACGACUUGGCCACGCCAGCGUUUCUUGAAUACUCUCUCAAGAUACUCAUCAGGCUGCUCCUCAGGUUACUCAACAAUGGUGAACAACCACAAUUGGAGCGCGGGGCUGGUUUCGGAUCUCCCCCAUACCGACUACACUCAUCCUGCUUCUGUCCCAAUUUGUCGCACCCGAACUUCUCCAAGCACCGAACCGCGCCUCUUUAACUCGUCGCGCGGCGAGCUAUCUUGGUGUGAACAUUCCAUCAUUAGUCUUCGAAUGGGAUCUGAAUCUGAUCUUUCUGACAGCAAUACAACCUCUACUAGUAGUACCAGCGACGCUGACGGCCAGAUCGUUCCCGCCGACGGUGUUGUGAUGACUAUGCAGGGAAAACGCACCGUUGAAGAGUUGGAUUCUCAGUUGGCAGCUGUGCAAAAAUUGGUCCGACGUGAACGGGCUCGCAAACAGCGAGAAGAGGCCUACAGGAAUCGAUCUGUGUCGAAUUUGCCCCUUUCAAUGGUGAGCAAUGUACCGACACCACCUCUGCCCCCUCAUUACGCUACAGUGUCUCGUCGGAGUGUACAGCGCGUCUUUUUAAUGCCUGAGCCCGUCGACCUACGUAGCCGCACUCCCCCUGUGCAGCGUAGCGAUCGCGCAACCACGGCAUCGCCACCGCCUUUACCCACAAUCUCAAGUGAGUGCACGGUGAGCGUGAUGGACGAGUCAUUUUCACUUUUCGUCUUGCCCUCAACCUGUGUAUAG
Messenger RNA from Hydatigera taeniaeformis, 2319 nucleotides. Lineage: Eukaryota; Metazoa; Platyhelminthes; Cestoda; Cyclophyllidea; Taeniidae. The record is from the annotation of a GenBank genome assembly.